CUUCUUUCUCCUCUCGUGUCACUGUAUUUUUACAAAUUCAAUCUCUGAAAAUGCUGGCAGUUUUUGAUAAUACGGUUGCAAAAUGCCCCGAAGCUUUGCAGAGUCCACAUUCGGGCGGUUCGUCUUCAUCGGCUCUAAAAGAUGGAUUCUUGGCUAAGCAUUUUGGGUCAGUCCACCCUGCUUCUGUCACUCUCAAUCUUGGCUCGGCCGGUCUUAUUGCUUACUCUCUUGAUAAGCAAAACCCUCUUCUCCCUCGAUUAUUUGCUGUUGUGGACGACAUUUUCUGCUUGUUCCAAGGCCACAUUGAGAACGUUGCUGUUCUUAAGCAGCAGUAUGGCUUAAGCAAAACUGCAAAUGAGGUGAUCAUUAUUAUCGAAGCUUACAGAACCCUCAGAGAUCGGGGGCCUUAUCCUGCUGAUCAGGUUGUCAGAGACAUCCAAGGGAAAUUUGCUUUCAUUCUAUAUGAUAGUGUUUCAAAGGCUACAUUUACAGCCUCUGAUGUUGAUGGAAAUGUACCCUUCUUCUGGGGAGCCGAUUCUGAUAACAAUCUUGUUAUUUCCGAUGAUGCACAGAUUUUGCAACAUGCCUGUGGGAAAUCAUUUGCACCAUUCCCCAAAGGAUGCUUCUUUACAACUUCUGGAGGCUUGAGGAGCUAUGAACACCCUCUGAAUGAGUUGAAGGCAGUUCCUAGAGUGGACAGUUCCGGUCAGGUUUGUGGUUCAAAUUUCAAGGUGGACUCGGAGACUAAGAAGGAAGGAGGCAUGCCAAGAGUUGGGAGUGCUUAUGACUGGUCUUCCAACUAUUAAGGAGCGUUUAAGCUGUUGCGCGUUGUUGUUUUCUGAACUUACAUUCCCAGCUUUGAUGAUUUUGUUGCACCAUUAUAUCUCAAACUUCAUACUGUUAUUAGCACUUGCAAAAACAGAUCAGUAAUUCACACUGCUGUAAAUGCUUAUUGCCAUCCAACUAAGCCCAGACUUUGUAGGGUAUAUCAUAAAAUAAGAUUUCUCUUGUAA
Messenger RNA from Mercurialis annua (annual mercury), 1013 nucleotides. RefSeq names its product stem-specific protein TSJT1. The coding region runs from base 51 to 806 and encodes 251 amino acids. NCBI's taxonomy places the organism in Eukaryota, Viridiplantae, Streptophyta, Magnoliopsida, Malpighiales, Euphorbiaceae. The record is from RefSeq and is a predicted model, not a curated record. The transcript has 4 exons.